Neoarthrinium moseri is the source of this 696-nucleotide messenger RNA. RefSeq lists its product as uncharacterized. NCBI's taxonomy places the organism in Eukaryota, Fungi, Ascomycota, Sordariomycetes, Amphisphaeriales, Apiosporaceae. The record is from RefSeq and is a predicted model, not a curated record. Bases 1 to 696 code for a protein of 231 amino acids. The transcript has a single exon.
AUGGCGCUCCGGCGUUCCGCCUCCCAGAUCUUCGGGUCCCCGCACCCGGCCCUGCAGGGCGCACGUGAAGGUGACGACGGCGCAUCUGCUCCAGCUCGGCACCAGCUCUGGAGGGGUCACACCAUCCUGGGCCUUCGAGCUUCCCCGGCCCACGCCCCGUACGCGACCUCCAAGAGCCGACAACGACGUCAGGACCCCGACAACAACGACCCCAGCUUCAACAAGCCGCCGCAGCAGCAGUUCCAAUCCAACUCGGACCCGGCGCCAGUCCUAUCUACAGAUUCUACGCAAUCCCAUGAACCUGCCGCCCACUUGAACCCCACCGCAGGAGCCACACAGAGCUGCGCAGAUCUAGAAGCGUCGCUGGAGGCCGCUACCCUCGAGUCCACCACCACCUCGGCUUCGCUCCCACCGCCGCCUUACCGCCCGGCGACGUCCAACAUGGCCCCGGCCGCCUCGCCCUUCUCGGCCCCCGCCACCCAGGCCCUGCAGCCCACGAUGCCGGUGCUCAAGGGCUUCCAGGCGGCGUGGGAGACGCACGCCGUGCGCCGGCAGCAGCAGCCGCGCGACGCCGCGACCCUGCACCCGGUCUUCUUCUCCGACAGCCUGCAGCGCGCCCCGCUGGUCGCCGACGCGGCGCUCGCGAGCCCCGUGGCCCUGGGGUACGGGUACCCGAGGGAGGGGCCGAGGUUAUGA